UCGAAAUGACUUCGGACAGCGCGCUGAACUCUCAGCGCGUUUUCAGGAAAUCAUCGCCGAACAACAAGUUAACCCUGUACCUGGACUCGAGAGACUUGAUAGUAGAAAAUGGCACUAUCGACAAGAUCCAAGGGGUCCUGCACGUGGAUUCAGAUUGCUUGGAAAACAAGAAAUUAUUUGGACAAGUCACAUUAACUUUUAGAUAUGGUCGCGAAGAUGAAGAAGUGAUGGGCCUCAAGUUCUGUAACGAGGCAAUUAUGAGUCUCGCGCAGAUAUGGCCGCUGCAUUGCAACCUUGAAAAGGAACCGAACACAGCGCUACAGGAUGCACUUAUCAAAAGGCUGGGGGCAAAUGCGUUUCCGUUCCAUUUAGAGUUGACUCCGUUGGCGCCGCCGAGUGUUCAGCUCGUCCCUGCGAAACAAUAUCACGGAGCGCCUAUUGGGACAUCGUACGACGUACGAGCGUAUAUCGCGGAACGAGCAGACGAGAAAGUAUCAAGACGCAACACCGUCCGUAUGGGCAUAAGAGUACUGCAAGGUCCUGGCAAAUCAUCUGCAAUGCCGCCAGUAUUACCGCCAUCACCGCACCGCUCGCUCAGUACCCUUGCACAUCAUAAUGUACUCAGGCUGAAAAAUAAAGCUAAAUUGGACUCGGAUGAAAAAUGUCGAGCGAAAAACGAGGAAAUUGAGAACGUUGAACCUGCUCCGCCCCGAGCGACUGUCGAGAAACCUUUCCUGUUGUCUGAUGGAAGAGUGGAGUUGGAAGCCUGGCUGGACAAAGCGAUGUAUUCACACGGCGAGUCCGUAGCUGUGAGCGUGGUCAUAUCUAAUCAUUCCUCGAAAACCGUUAGAAGAAUAAAGGCGCUAGUGGUCCAGCAUGUUGACGUGUGUAUGUUCUCCAACGGGAAAUUCAAGAACGUAGUUGCAUUAGUACGUGGGACCGGAACCCCUGUAUUACCCGGGCAGACAUUUACCGACACGUACACCCUCAUUCCACACAAAGGUGUGACCAAAAAUUGGAUAGCAUUGGAGGAUUCAUACUCUAAAUCAGGAGCAAGCUUGGCUUCAACGGUUUUGUGCAAUUCUAAUUCGCCCGAAGAUCGCAACGUCUUCGCUAUUUACGUGUCAUAUUACGUCAAAGUGAAACUCACUCUCAGUGCUAUGGGCGGUGAAGUUUCAGUGAAACUGCCUUUCACACUCACACAUUCCUGUAUAAACGAAGCACCAACAGACAGCGUUACAGAAGAAGCAACGCAUAAAAUGAUUCUUGAAGGAAAAGAAAACAGUGAAGAAGAGGAUAGUAAAGCUGAAACGGUAAAAGAUAAGCAAAACAACAACGGUGUCACUGAAAGUCAAGCUACUGCAUUCGGUGAAGAGGCCGAGGUAAAGUCUCCAGAAGAUCACAGAUGUGUUGCUGAUGUCCUGGUUAAUAUAGAGAACAAAAUAUGUGAAAGGCCAAAGAAAUUCGAAGGGCAAACUGAGGUUCGAACUGCGAAACCGAACCAAGAAGAAUUAGAUCUGAUAGUAAAGUACCCAGGUUCCGAUACGUGAUCCGAUGAGGAAGUUGCUGUAAAAGGAAAGGGAGGCGAUAAGACUGAAAAGUCAAAUGAUGUGAACGACACCAAAAUUUAUAAAACGGAGGUCCAAAAUCAAAAAUAUGGUUUCACUGAGAAUUUGAAAAGAGCCGUUUGCUGCACUGUGAGGCGACAGUCGUAAUUUUAUAAAGAUAAAAUUCUUACUAUACUUUACACGCAAUCCAUUUAAUUAACAGUACUUAAUCGUUAAGCCAAAGAAAUUCAAUGUUCCAAAAAUAGUUUCAUAAAUAAAUGUAUUCUUACUAGUGACCAUAUAUUUUUGCUAACCACAAAUAUCUAGACAAAUAUAUUUCGGUGUUCUUACAUGUAAAUAUAACACUAAAAGAAAUUAGUAGUUACCUAAAUAUGAACUGAAUUGAAUUAUUAAAAAAUAUGUAAUCAUCGUAUGAGAAUAUCUCAAUUUGUCAAUUUAAAAGAGAUCUGACUAAGUAAAAUCGUAUAUUAAAGAUGUACCAAGUAAUAUAAAAACAUUUUUAAAGCGAUGUUAACAAUAUAUUCUCUACCAUUGUCAUAUAAUAUUAUAUAUUAGUAUUCAUUCGCUUGUCCUUAUUCCAUUUAAUUUGGGACAGCACCGUGUGUUUUCUCAUCCAUCUCUAGUCAUAUCCGUAGUUACCCAUGUCCACCUUACCCUUUUAGUCUAUGCCUAAAUGCCUAAAUUUUAUUUUUGUAAUGCACAUAGUUGAUUUAAUACAAAAAUAGUUUUUACAUCGCACAUGUACAGUGUGGAGGAAAAUAGAAAAUAAUUGGUAAGAUGUCUCGAAAACUUAUUUCUUCAAGACAUUAGAUAUCCGUUUUAUAGAUUGUUUUAUGUUCGCGUUGUCUCAAGUGAUACAAAAAGAAAUAUCGUCCUUUACCGCUCACUGCAUGGUAAGUCACUACAAAUCCCUCAAUUCUUUUUGGUUCAUCCUCUUGCCUUAUAACUAUCUAAACAUAUACUUUAAACUCACCUAUUAUUAUGACAUUACCAAGCUAGUCAUUAGCUUUUAAUACCUUAUUAAUUUUAAAGACAGUUAUUAAAUAGUUAAUUUGUACAUAUGCUGGUAAUAAGGCAAAGCCUGAAUAGUUUAUACGCUUAUUAAAUUAAAGUAGUGUGUCACGUAAUAUACAGCAUAUUUUAUACAUCAUUAUACAUAUUUUAUGUAUAAUGAUUUAAUCCGUAGCAAAAUUUUAAGAUUUUGAAUAAACUGCACUAUUUAAGAUAACAUUUUAUGUAAUUUAAGCAAGCAUAAGGAUAAUCGGCCUUACUUAUAAACGUUGAUUAGCGGGUGAUUAGUUAAACAAUACAUAUGUCUUCUUCUUUCGAAUGUCAAAUCAACAAUGAUAGAAAGAGCGAAAUACGUGUGUACUUUACUUUUUACUUGGUGGUAGGGCUUUGCACCCGUCUUUGUAGAUACUACCCACUCAUCACAUAGUGCGCCGCCAAACAGCAAUACUUAAUAUUGUUAUGUUUUGGUUGGACGGCUGAGUGAACCAGUGUAACUACAGGCACCAGGCAUAUCUAAGUUCUCAGCGUUGGUAGCGCAUUGGGGAUGUAAGAAAUGGUUAAUAUUUCGUACGGCGCUAAUGUUUAUGAGCGGUGGUUACCGCAUACCAUCAGGUAGCGGAUAUGUCUGUCCACCGACCUAUAUUAUAAAAAAAGGUAAAGCUGAAUUUUAUCUUUUUA
Messenger RNA from Nymphalis io (European peacock), 3257 nucleotides. Its product is annotated as phosrestin-2-like. Bases 6 to 1550 code for a protein of 514 amino acids. The transcript has 10 exons. Gene Ontology annotation, biological process: G protein-coupled receptor internalization; signal transduction. The record is from RefSeq and is a predicted model, not a curated record. Lineage: Eukaryota; Metazoa; Arthropoda; Insecta; Lepidoptera; Nymphalidae. Gene Ontology annotation, cellular component: cytoplasm. Gene Ontology annotation, molecular function: G protein-coupled receptor binding.